This is a messenger RNA of Chiloscyllium plagiosum (whitespotted bambooshark), 3754 nucleotides long. NCBI's taxonomy places the organism in Eukaryota, Metazoa, Chordata, Chondrichthyes, Orectolobiformes, Hemiscylliidae. The record is from RefSeq and is a predicted model, not a curated record.
AUGCUGUUCAAGAAAGUAAUCACGGAUGAGUUCUAUGAACUCCUCUUCAAGACUGCCUCUCCUGACCUGAUUCGGCCAAUCAACGUGCAUGUUCGAGUUCCCCAUGACAACUGCCGUUCCAUUCUGAAGCUGAUUCACCAUCGAAAGGAAACAGUUGCUCGCAAAGGCCAGAAUCCAAGCCAACAGAAAGGAGGCCACUCGUCUGGCUCCAUUGAGAAUCCAUCUGAUGCUCCAGAGCAAAUGAGCAAGAUCACACCUGAUCCAAUACCAAUGCUGUCAGACACAGCCUCUCCAGACAGCGACGUUUACCAGGUUCUCACUCAGCAUCGCCGUGCUACACCACCAGCGCCUGAGAAACUUCGGGACUUGCACUCCACUUCCUCACUCCUACAAGAGAUACCAGACAUCACUCCUCGGACCAUUUCGAUUGUUUCCUCUACGAGUACUGCUUCUCUUGACACCCUGUACACUGGGUCGUCCAAUUCGCUCGAGCCUCAGCAGUCCACAGCCACCUCCAGUCCUUCUGAAACUCCACCACCCCUCCCAGCCCGCAACACCUUUGCUGCUCCCAAAUAUCCGACCAGCCUCCCUCUCCAGGCUGACAUGAGCCCAACACUGUCAGCUCACACCCUCAGCUCCAGAAGCCAGCUGCAAGAAACCACUGAUAUUGACCUGGACGGUGGAAGUGCACUCCCUCAAACCCCAAAGAAAGAGACUGCCUCAUCAGUAUCGCCUUCAGGAUCCGAAGCACAGCAGGGCAAGGUCACGGCCGCAGUGCCCAAAACGAUCGGAGCUGAGUUAAUCGAAUUGGUUCGCAAGAAUACAAAUCUGAGCUACGAACUGUCGAGGGUGGCGAUUGGUGUGAUGGUUGGACACAUUCAGAGCUCAGUCCCAGCUGUGGUGGAUGUCAUGGAACAGAUCCUACUCUCCCUGGUGGAGAGCAAGGAUCUCAGUGCAGCUUUACCCAGGGGGCAGGUAUGUCAGGAUGAACAGAGACUUGAGGUGAUCUUCACUGACCUGGCACGACAUAAAAAUGACUCUCAGCAGCGGAGCUGGGCUCUACAUGAAGACGAGAGUAUUAUUUCCUGUUAUUUGGAGGAGCUGCUGGGUAUCCUGACUGAUGCCGAUCCAGAAGUCUGUAAGAGGAUGACGAAGAGGAACAAUUUUGAACCAAUUCUUUCACUAAUUGCAUACUAUCAGAUGGAACAUCGUGUCACAUUGCGCCUGUUCUUACUGAAAUGUUUUGGAGCCAUGUGUAACCUGGACGCAUCAAUCAUCUCCACCCUGGCAAACUCUGUGCUGCCAAUGGAACUGGCACGGGACAUGCAAGCUGACACCAAAGAGCACCAAAAGUUGUGUUACUCUGCACUGCUGCUCACCAUGAUCUUUUCGAUGGGUGAACCACUGCCCUAUCAUCACUAUGAGCACCUGAAUUCAGCUUUCAUCCAGUUUCUCCUAGAUGUGAUUGAGGAGGGCUUGUCAUCUGAUUCCACGGAGCAGCUUCCAGAUUUGUUUACAAAUGUUCUGCUCUCUUUCAAUCUUCACAUUCUUGUGCCAACCAGCAACAUCAUCAUGAAGACAUUGGCCAAACGGGAGAACGUGAAGGUGUUCACAGAGAAGUUACUGCUGCUGCUAAACCGGUCAGAUGACCCGGUGAAUAUUUUCAAGCACCAACCCCAGCCACCACACUCUGUGCUGAAGUUCCUGCAGGAUGUCUUUGCAGACAAAGACACGGCGAGAAUCUUCUACCGUACGGACCUGAUGGUGAUGAUCGAUAUCAUUGUGCGUCAGAUCUCUGACCUCUCGCCAGGGGAAAAGAUUCGCAUGGAAUACCUCUCACUGAUGCACGCCAUCGUGCGCUCCACCGAUUACAUGCGUCACCAGCACCGUCUCCCAGAUCUCCAGGCCACGUUCCAGCGAAUCCUCGCAGAGGAGGAGAAUGACCAGAGCUGCCAGAUGGACAAGCUGAUCAUCCAGGAAAUCUACAAAGAAUUCCCAGACAUCGCUUUGGAAAACGAACUCUGAAGGCAAAAGUGUGCGGAGUACUUGAAAAAUUAGCCAAUGUGGUUCUUCUCCUGAAAUCACUCAUCCCUGUUCAACGCAGCGCUUUUACCUGUGACGGAACCCAAAGCCUUUUUGCAGCCUUACAAACAUGUUUUCUUUUCCUGCCUUUUUGUACCGUUCUGUAGCCACUAUGUGCUGCAGGAAGCUGAAGUGUUGAGAGUAACGCUGCACUGGUGUCUUCAGUAACUGUAUGGUUUAAACAUGCAAAGCAUUGAUAAAUCUGAAGUAGGAAAAUAGGUUUACACUAACAUAAAUCCUUCACCGACACAGCAGAAUGUUUGAGAGGGGACUUAGUGAGGUCCAGAAUUCAGCUUUUCUUCAGGGUGUUCUCGGUCGAAAGCCUAGCUAACAAUCCAGCAGAGCUAACCACUUGACAACUGACCCAAUCUAUCAUGCGGCAGCCAGAUUCUAUUCUCAAGAAAGGAUAUUUAAUGCAAUCUCUCAUAUCGAGACUAACAAACUGGAUGACGAUGAGGUGAAAUGUUACAAGGGGUUUGUGUCAUGCCAAAACAUGGAAACAUUUCAGUAGUUUCAGGAUGUCAGCUUGAAAUUGGUCACUACUUUCUACCUUCCACAAGCUGCCCCUUGUGGUUCAUUAACAGGAGUUGGCAGAUUGACUGUCUAUCAACUUACUCUCGCUACAAUAGUGUUAAAGACUCAAUACAGAAGAGUGUCAGUCUACCCGGGGAGACUGGGCCCUGUCACACAGUCCCCAGGGGCAUGGACUGUGUAGCAGAGCUCAGUCUUCCCCCAGUGAGGCUGUGUGUAGAGAGUCAUCAGGAAGACUAUGUUGUGCAGCGUGUUGAUAGAUUGUUGCCAAGAUAUUGAGAAGCUGCAGAGUGGUGCUUGUGCAGUAAUCCACGUGUGGAGUCAAGGAAGCCAAUGGUUUGAAACCGAUAGCUGCCCUGCCAAUAUCCUGAGACAGUGAAGUGGUUCUCCUCCUGCUUCAGGCUUGAAACUGCAAAACAGGCAAAACCAUGUGACUGUGACUGGUGUCUUGCACUAAAUGUUCCAGGUAAUAGAUCGCAUCAUCUCAUCUUCGAAUACAGACCAAUUUGCUCUCCAAUCAGCAGUGUAAUAUAGAGCUCAGUUAUACCUGUGUGUGAUGGUUAGUUUUCAGCCAUUGUUGAUCUCUCUCUGUCUCUUACAUGUUCUCUCAUGCUCUCUCCCACACUCCUGUUUGCACUCACAUACUCUCUCCUGUUCUCUUUCUCACUUAUGAUCUCUCUCACUCUCGUGCACACUGUCACUCUCGCACUCCCUCUCACUCUUCCCCCUCCCUCACUCGUGCGCACUCUCACGCUCUUGCACCUUCCACGCUCACUCUCGCAGUAGUGCUCACUGUCCCACUCGCUCUCGCGCAGGUCAGUAUUCUCUGCCAGCUCGAUUGUGUGCUUCAGAAAGCUUGUUGCCAGUACCUUUCGAGUAGAGUUGAGCCAGUUUUUGUCUGUGAUGUUAGUUUGGGAUGAGUGUGAGCUGCUAAUGUUCUCAGGGAGCAGGAUCUUCAGUUGUGGUCUGACAGGGCAGCCAGGAACUCAAGCCGUUGUUUGCUCUCUGAGCAACUUGUAAUCUGUGGGAGUGUGCAGCUCUCACUGCUGCAGGCUGUCAUUUUCAGCUCCAAGUCUGCCUUGCUAUUGGUACUUUAUUGCUAAUAUUUGUACACAGAUAAUUAAAGCAGCUACAGCAUUUA